Messenger RNA from Notolabrus celidotus (New Zealand spotty), 3545 nucleotides. RefSeq lists its product as uncharacterized. Bases 223 to 2031 code for a protein of 602 amino acids. The transcript is spliced from 4 exons. Gene Ontology annotation, molecular function: lipid binding. NCBI's taxonomy places the organism in Eukaryota, Metazoa, Chordata, Actinopteri, Labriformes, Labridae. The record is from RefSeq and is a predicted model, not a curated record. Gene Ontology annotation, cellular component: membrane; extracellular region. Gene Ontology annotation, biological process: lipid transport; lipoprotein metabolic process.
CCACAUGACUCACUGAAACUGAGCUGCAGAAAAAAAGUGAAGGGAGGAAUCUCUGCAGCAGCCAUUGGACCAAUCACAGAGCCUGAACUUACUUUCACUUUGACCAUUAUAUAAACACAGCAGCGUGUUUGGCUGCAGACUCCACCUAAACUCCACUACUCAACUUUUAGCAACAGACUCUCUUUGUGGUUGAAAUAUCAGCAGGACACAGAAACCUCCACCAUGUCCACCGCAGACCAGCUGCUGGAGCAAAUGUACUCCUGGAUCGAUCAGAGGGAGCAAUGUGCAGAGAAGCUGAAGAAGCUGGCCCGAGAGCUGGAGUCGCUCAGGGAGAAAUGUAAUGCCGGUGAAAUUGUCGGCAGCUCAGUGGCCGUGGCUGGAAGUGCAUGUUUGAUCACUGCUGGUGUGGCCACCCUGUUAACCGGUGGUUUAGCUUUGCCAUUGUUAGGUAUAGCAGGAGGAGUGUGUUCGGUUGCAGGUGUUGGGAUAUCUGUGGUUACUAAAAUCACUGAGUACUUCUUGUCCAGUGACACCAUGGAGGAUGCAAAGAAGAUAGAAGGUAAAAGCAAUAAAACUACAGAAAAUAUCCAGAAACUGUUCAUGCAGCUGAAGACAGAGACGCAGGGGAAGAGUUCCUUUGCAGAUCCCAAUGACCUGGAUCGAGAGGUCAUGAAGGAAAUCCUAAAAAGCAUGGCCAGGCGAAGUGGACUGCAGCAUUGUUUCAUCCUGAACAUGCUUAAAACGCGACAUGGUUUUUUUGAUGCUGGACCAGGUGAUGCAGGAUUCAUCCGGAACUUCUCAAACAAACUGAUGAUCACACUUGGCAGCAUUUUGUCAUUCUUCACACUGAGCGCCAGCGGGAACCUAUUUAAACUAAUAUUUGUCAAAGGAGGCCAACAACUGGGCAAAGAAGUCUCUAAACUUGGACUAAAAACAGUCCUUAAAGGAGGCGCCAUGGCUGCAGGGGGAGUUAUUGGAUUGGCAUUUGAACUUCCUGAGGCGAUUGAUCAAUGGAAAGAACUCAUCAGCGACAAUCAUGUGACCGAAGCGAGCCAAUCACUGAGAGAUACAGCUGAAGACCUCAUGAAGAUCUGCAGGACCCUGAGGAAGCAGCUGGAUGAGAUUCAACAAACGUUUAGGGAUUUUGAAGAACUGAAGUGCUGCAUUGAAAACAGCGACAGAAGCUCCGAGCAAAAGGAGAACUUUAUCAAAAUUGUUAAAAAAUAUUGUGAUAAUCAAGACAUCUUGAGAUGGCUGAAUGAAGUGUAUGAUACUGAGCUCUUCUUCAAACUUGUGGACUUGUUUUACCUUCUGAAACAAGAGCUCGAUAAGAAAAAGAAGAAGACGGACAGAGAGGAGAUCGACAUCAUCUUUGUGGCACAUGGAUCCAUUGAAGAACCUCUGAUGUCAGCCAGCAGCCUGCUCCCCCUGUCCACAAUCGAAGACGUGGUCCUGUAUUCUCCCUGGAACUGUGCUAUUGAUUCAUGUUCAGCUUAUGGUAUUGCUACAGGAAACCUUGAGCCUGAGCAAAGGGUCUUCCUCUGUACCAACAAUAAAUGUCCCAUUCCUCAUGAUGGCCACAGACCCACCAAACUGCCCCAUUGCUGGAACUCAAUGAAGAACGCUGGAGCAUGGAUGAUCCCAAACAUCCUUGUCAGCCCUCUGAGAAAGCCAGAAGAUAAGGCGUGGAAAGGCUUCAUGUUUCUUCAAGGCACAUAUGGUGAGCCUGGGAGAAACCGAGUUGUUAUUCCGUACAUGCUGCCAAGAGUUUUCGGUUACUCGAUGACGAUCCCGCUUUAUGUCGUCACUCUGGCCCUGUCGCUAGUGCUCUUUAUCUUUCCAUUCAAAGCAACUUUCCACCUCGCUGCUUGUCUGGGUAGAUCUUCACCAACAACGCUGUCCGAGCAGGGUGAGAGCCUGAACCAGCAGUAUUCAUGCACUAUUGACGACACAGCAAUGACAUGCCCAGAGGGAAUGUUUUAUGAACACCCUGAGCUGUACAGAGCUCUGAGGGCUGUGUUUGAUCAAUAGGUCAUUUCACUGUAAAAACUACAGGAGCCCCGAGGGCUCAAAUUAAUCCUAAGAAAGAGACAAAAGUCGAGGAAAUUAAGAUAAACAUUUUGACCACAGACAAAUAAUUUAGAAAAUGCAACAGAUAUAUACAAUACAGCCCAUAACCCCAAAACAAAACAAAAACAUGAACAAAAAUAAGAUCAUAAUCAAUAAUCAGGAUUAAAAGUUUCAGUAAGUUUGUUUAAAUGCUCAAGAAUCAACAUGUGUGAUCUUUAUUGUUAGAGAUUCAGGUCUGAACUUUAGUAUGAGAAGUGUUCUGGUGUUCAUUUGUAGUGUGAUUGUAAUCCUGUUAUUGUCCAAUCAGGUAUCAGCAGGCUUUAGUGCAUGCAGGAAAAAUCCUUCCUAUGAACAGCCAAAGCAGGCCAAUCACAAUCCACCGUAAUGACAUCCCAACUUCCAUCAGCGCUAAUCUGACGAUGAGUCAUUUGUAUCUAUAAACAGAUAUCUACAUGCAAGUGCAGCUAACUAUCUGUUCUAUGUCAGACAGUAACACUGAGACACAAAUCUUCUUGAUACUUUGUCCCAACAGACAAUCAGGGUUUGGAUUUCCUGAAAUGCAGCAGAAAUUACCGAUGCGAUCUCCUUUCAACAAUGAAACUUUGAAAAGUUGUUUUCUUCUCUUGAGGUCAGACCUGACAAAAGCUGAUUUUUUACACAUCUGCAUUAUGAUGUUAUUUUGGCAAAUCCAAGACCUGUUCAUGAAUUACAAGAAAAUCUGUUCCUUUGUUUGGUUCAUACCAGUGAAGUAAGCCUCUGUGUAACUUACUAUUUACAGUGAAACUGACACUCACUGGAAGCAGAUGGCAUUAACUUUAUAGAUAUAACUAUUGGUUAGUUUCCCUUGGUGCUUGGUCUGAUCACACGAUUGCUGCAGAAGUUGCUAAUUGGACUGUAAACAAUGCAGCCUACAGGAAAGGAGGUCCACCGUUCAAGUAAUUUAUACUUAACUGCGUACCCCCACAGAACGCCCAAAUAAAUGCAUUAUACAUAUGUAUUAUGUGAACAUUGCAAUGAUGUAUAUGAUUCAGUAUUUGCUGUUUUCUGUUUAAUGUUCAAGGCUUGUUUUCUGACUUUUUCUUUACAGCAUUUUAGAAAGGAAAGAUCAAGUUUUGAGAAACCUUGAAAAAAAUCUUUAACAAUUUUCUUCGAGUCAUUUAUUUACGCCAUUUAUCUGGUUUUCAUAAUGUUCUCUUUUUUUCUGAUCAGUUAACCAAAUUUAAUAACGUAUAGUCAUUUGAGACUCCCUGUUCUUUGUUGUUCAAGAUAAAUAUUAAGAUAUAAAGCCAAGUUUGGAUUCGCUUCAAGAAUUUGCGAAUCUAUAAAUCAUGAGUUAUGAUUUAAUGCACGGCACAGAUUUUUAGCUAAUGAUUAGUAAAUUCUGAAGACAUGAAUCCUUUUGAGACUUGACAAUGCCUAUCUUUCAGAGGUGGAACAUGUCUCUUCCUAAGGUUUAAUAAAUGAAUUAAAACACA